AUGCGCGGCCGUACGGCCUUUGCCGUCCUUGUCGGGUUAGCGGUAACAGCAGUCGAGGGUUUCGUACCAACGCGGAGACAAAAAUCGACCUCCUUUGCAGGAAGUAACGAGUACUUUCUUCAUGCGCUGUCUGCUUCCGAGCAAAAGACAUACAUCGAGACACUUGCUGGAUGGGGGGCGAAGGUCAUAAGGCUAUGGGGUGAGCAAAGGCCUAGUGCUGCAGGCCAUAAUGAUACGAUGUCUAUGUACAACCAAAACCUCCUUCAAAGCCUUGAUGAAUAUCUCCAUAGGCAGACUGGAGGAAAGAGUGAAUCGGAUGCUAACGAUCGGUGUACAGUAACAAAUAUUGAUGAAGGGUGCUUGAAAGGAAGCACGAUCACCAAUUCCAUGCCGCCGCUUGAAACCUCCGUUGGCAUAUUUAAUACCACUGUGUUAGCUGCAUUGGACGCUACACUCAAGCUUCUCCACAACAACGGGAUGAAAGCUAUCAUAUCUCCUCACAACGCCAACUCACUAACUGGUGAUGUAGCCUGUGAUGCGUACUACCAAAAAUAUACCGAUGCAUCUACCUUCUAUUCCUCGACCGAAGCCAAAGCAGACUACGACAAGCGACUAGAAGAGAUCCUCAACUACCAGUCGCCAAACUUUGGCGAGGCCUGGAAAAGCCUAGAUCAGGUGAUUAUGGCUUUCGACCUCCAGAACGAGCCUCUGAUCAAACAGCUCGACAAGUUGAACAACAAUGACCCAGAUGACUGGCUAUGUGGUCGUGCUGGAGUGAUGCGCAAUGCACUUGGAUCGUCUAAUAUCAAGAUCGCCACGGGCGGUAUUGGCGGAUCUCACUAUUGUUGUGACCACGAGUUCAAUACGCUGGAGAAGGCCAUCCAAUGCGAUGCAAUCGACAUCAUCAGUAUGCAUGGAUACAUGAGUAAGGCAUCCGACUGGGCCUACUACAUUACCGGCGACAAGGAAGUUUUGAGCGGAGCAAGAGCUGCAGGAAAGAACAUCAUGAUGGAAGAGUGGGGCGUUUCGACUGACUUCCAGGAUUCUUUCGAUACUCAGGCCCAGAUAUUCAAUGAUGCUGGAGUUCCUUGGCUUUAUUGGCAGUUCGUCCCUGGCUUAGACGGUUCUGAACCAGGAGCGCCGACCGGUUGCGGUUACGAUGGUUUUGAGAUUGGAUUGGACAGCCCCAAGGGUGAUGCUGCUGGCGCAAUUGCUGCAGCAAACGCGGCUCCAGCGGCACAAAGUUGGGCAAAUUAUCUGAGAUAA
Molecule: messenger RNA, 1266 nt
Organism: Alternaria burnsii
Lineage: Eukaryota; Fungi; Ascomycota; Dothideomycetes; Pleosporales; Pleosporaceae
Product: beta--mannanase
Exons: 2
Coding region: 1-1266 (421 amino acids)
Molecular function (GO): hydrolase activity, hydrolyzing O-glycosyl compounds
Source: RefSeq, a predicted model, not a curated record